Messenger RNA from Orussus abietinus, 3618 nucleotides. RefSeq names its product protein zer-1 homolog. The coding region runs from base 772 to 3045 and encodes 757 amino acids. Gene Ontology annotation, cellular component: Cul2-RING ubiquitin ligase complex. The transcript has 9 exons. Gene Ontology annotation, molecular function: protein binding. The record is from RefSeq and is a predicted model, not a curated record. Lineage: Eukaryota; Metazoa; Arthropoda; Insecta; Hymenoptera; Orussidae.
UUCUGUUUUUCACCGCUCUGUCGCAGUUGCUUGUUCCAGAAGUUUCCACAGUAAUGCGCAAGGAAGAUCAUUAGCGUUGUAGAAAAAAGUAAAAGGGUUCGAAAGUGACUCACGUCAAAAAUCUGAUAUCGUCGAGUCGAGCCGUGCGACUUUAUGAAAGGGUCGAACGAUCGGUCGUCUUAGCGUCGCGUGCUAGUGCUCGUGACUUUCGCCGUUGGUUCCACGGAGAAUUACUGACAAUUACGAACAAUUGCGGACAACCACGGACAAUUGGCAAGUGACUCUGGCAAGUUGUCAAGGGACAACGUCACUACGGUAAUCAGUUUAUAUUUAUUUCGACGACGAAACGUCAAGAUUAGACCAGAUCAGUCGGGAUCGGUUGGAUUGUCCGUCCAAGAUCCAAUCCUGUCAAGUCCUGUUGCAGGUCUUGGUUCCAGACACGUCGUUGUACUGGCUUUGCUAGGCUGUUGUCAGUGACUACGUGUGCCCCAGCACCGUACCGAAGUCAUUUGCAAUGUGUUUAAGAUCGGUGGAGACCUACAGAGUUCCGAAGGAAUAUCCGUCGAGGAGCCUCGUGUAAGAUGGGUUGGUGCGCCACUAAAAGGGUUUCAGGAUAUUGAGUCCUUAUCGCAACGAUUUCAAUUGGAGAUGCUUGGAUUUGUGCAGCCGAUACCGUCCCUGCGUGGGAACUGACUUAAAAAGCCAGGCAGUUAGACUUAGCGAAAGCUUUCUAUGAGCUCGUAGUGAGAUCGAGUGACAAAUCCGUGAACAAUGGCAUACCUGCAAUUUUAUCCGGUGCAGAAUAUAGGCCCCGAGCCAUUGACCGAACUCUGUUUCAAGUUCAUCUGUGCCAACUUAGACAUCAUCUCUACUAAAAACAAAUAUGGCAAUCGUACUCUCAGGAAAGGACUCGUACUUCCCAGCGAGAUAUGUGAUAAAAUGUUGGAAUUUGCCCAGCGUGAUGGAAAGGACAUCGAUGAAACUUUCCUUUCGAUAUUUGAAGAUGUUAAGUCCACUAGACUCAAAACGGUUAAGAUUAUUAAUUCCUGUCUCUCUGACACAGCCAUUCGUAUCAUUGCCAGGCACAAACUCAUCAAGUUAGAGCUUAACAGGUGCAGUCCUAAUUUGGUAACGUCUAUCGAGCAUAUAAACGAACAUUCGGAAAAUCUACAGAGUCUGACGUUACGAGGCUCCUUUAAAAGCAAUCCUGUACCAGUGAAAUUUGCAAUGUGUCAUUAUUAUCCAAGGGGUUAUUUAUUUAAAACUCCAAAAUUGAAACGCCUUGCAGUUGGAAAUGUAUGUAUUUCAACUUCAGAGUACGCUUUCCUCCUGGCUCAUUUACCGCAGUUGACACACCUUGACUUGUCCAAUGCUACUGAGAUUCAAAAUUUUUACUUCCAUAAUUUCGUCCCCAAUUUAGUCUCACUGACUCUGUACAACGUUAAGCUCAGCUCCAAUCUGCAGAGCUUUGUCUCUAGAGUUUGUCACCUAAAAAAGUUAAGGCAUUUGGAUAUUUCAUUAGCAACUUCAAAGUACGGGCAGUACGAGAAUCCAAAUCAGAUGUUAGCGGAACUUGUGAACGGUUUGCCAGAACUAGUUUCUUUGGAUAUAGGAGGUACCAAUCUUGCCGGAACCGGAGUGGCAGAAAGACUACAUAAUAUGGCAGAUACCGAAUACAGUUUAAUGUGUGAUAUCCCGGGACUUGCAUCUCGGGUUAACAACCCUCUGCAAUUUCUUGGGCUCUAUGGAACUAGUCAUGGAGCCUGCAAAAGACAUGACAUUCCUGCAAAAUUGAUAGCAGGUGAUGCAAACGAAGAACAAAUUCUCAUCGCAGCAAGAGUCUGCAUGGAUUACAAGAACGAAUUAUUGCAGAAGGUUAUGAAUGAUCUUUAUCAUAUAUUUAGAAAUGACAGUUGUGAGCGCAUGGAUCAUGCACUUUGUACAGUUUUAGAAGCUAUGGAAAAACACCCUUUUGAUAAACAUAUACAGAUUUCUGGGAGCGCUACCCUGUUUUAUAUCGUGAAAGUAAAAGAGAAGAGCGAUCUUAUAGUAGGAAUGAAGCGAAGGAUAAUUGGAACCCUCCUAACAGGAAUGAGUACUCACAACGAUGAAGAACCUAUGAUUAGGAAUGGUUGCUUGACGCUUUGUCAAUUCCGAAUACCUCAAGAUGUGAUGUGGAAUUACGAAGCACUGGUUAAGGUUCUCUUGCAUUCUGUAAAGAACGCUGAGCCGGAAGGUUUCGUACAGCGUAUUGGGAUAUAUUUGUUGAACUCACUAGCUUGCCAGGUUGACGGCAAGGAGAAACGCUUGUUGGGAAAACUAGGUUGCGUAAAGGCAAUGUUGCAACUAGUGGAAUAUCGUUUGGACUCGCUGAUAUUUGAUGAUGUGCUUGAAGUUGCCUGGUCUACAAUGUGGAACAUGACCGACGAAACGCCCGUUAAUUGUCAGCGCUUCUUAGAUGAACAUGGCAUGGAUCUGUUCCUUCAAUGUGUAGACACAAUGUUGGUCGAUAAGGCCUACCCACGCAAGGAAGAAUUGUUGCGAAACAUGAUGGGCUUGCUUGGCAAUGUUGCGGAAGUCGAAGAGCUACGUGUUAAUCUCAUGGAUCAGCAGUAUGUAUCCGUUUUCGCGGAUUUAUUAAACUCUGACAGUGAUGGCAUUGAGGUGUCGUACAAUGCAGCAGGCAUAUUAGCUCACAUGGCAUCGGAUGGACCAAGCGCAUGGACUAUCGAUGAUCCUUCAAGGAAUGAUGUUCUUAAGCUAAUGGUAGAAGCAAUCGAGCGUUGGGAUCUAUCGGCCGAACGAAACAUAAAUUACAGAUCGUUCUUACCGCUGCUGCGUUUGUUAGACGUGUACCAUACUCUAGAAUGUCAACAUUGGGCAGUAUGGGCUCUUGCAAAUCUCACCAAGGUCUAUCCUUUGAAGUAUUGUUCACUGGUAGAAACAGAAGGUGGACUGGAAAAACUCGAGAAAUUGUUAGAAGACCCAAGACCGUACGAAUGUAUCAAGUUCCUCGCUCGGCAAGUAAUUUAUUAUUGCCAAUGAUAAUGAAUACCUUUAGACGGUCUACCUGUGUAGAAAAGCUUCAAUUAAAAUCGUCCCUCAGAGAACAUGAUAAAAGUGUGAUGCCAAUUUUAAGAGUCAUUGUGUAGAUGAAAAGUGUAAAGUGAACUGAUAAAAAAUGGCGGAUUCAUAACAUUAUAUGUUUAAGAGUUAUUGAUUAAAAUAUGGUACUUAUUUAUGUAAGUGCUGUACCGUAAAAGAGAUAAAAAAAUCAUCCAUUGUUUUAAUUUUACAAUCAACAUUGUACCAGAAAGACGAUGAUGUGGUAAUGAACUCAAUGGAGGAUCUUACUGUAAAUAGUUGUGUACGGAGGUUUUAGAGAAUGUUUUAGGUUUGUAUGUUUUUGUAUAUCGAUAAUAAUACAGUUAAACCGUUCCUUUUACACCCUAGCUUAUACGGUUUUGCCAACUGCAAUGUACGUGUGCGAUAUAAAAUUUUACGAUCAGUUACCGACCCAAGUUCUUAGAUUUGACGAAACUGAAGCAAAAAUUGUUAGCAUGUGCAAAUAAUUAGGAAAGUGCCUGUUAAUAAAAAUAAAUGUUACGUAUCAAAUGA